Molecule: messenger RNA, 370 nt
Organism: Haemonchus placei
Lineage: Eukaryota; Metazoa; Nematoda; Chromadorea; Rhabditida; Trichostrongylidae
Source: the annotation of a GenBank genome assembly
UGAUUCAACCACAGAUAACGUCUCACCAUGGAUACCGGUCCCCAACGCGGAAGGUAAACAGCAACCGAGCCACCAUGAUGGCAGUCGUUUUCGAAGUUCUCUGGUGUCUGCAUUUCUGACCAAUGUCUGUCCUGGACCUCAAUUGGCUCAUGCAGUCGAAUGUGCCUCGUCAAAGGUAGAUCACACCCCGUGCUGUGAGAAAGCCGGCCUGUUGACGUUCCAGGGUGGUCGUUGCCUUACAUUCUGCCGAGCUCAUACAGCCCAACCGACAAAUCCCUUCGAAUUCCUUCCGUGUCUUCAAGUUUUUGAGUACAUCAAGUCCUGCUAUCGCCUCUAUCAAACAACUAACAAAAAUAUUUUUGGUGAUUAA